Opisthorchis viverrini is the source of this 4381-nucleotide messenger RNA. RefSeq lists its product as hypothetical. Bases 473 to 4327 code for a protein of 1284 amino acids. NCBI's taxonomy places the organism in Eukaryota, Metazoa, Platyhelminthes, Trematoda, Opisthorchiida, Opisthorchiidae. The record is from RefSeq and is a predicted model, not a curated record. Gene Ontology annotation, molecular function: serine-type peptidase activity; double-stranded DNA binding; DNA helicase activity. Gene Ontology annotation, biological process: double-strand break repair via nonhomologous end joining; proteolysis; telomere maintenance. The transcript has 20 exons. Gene Ontology annotation, cellular component: nucleus; Ku70:Ku80 complex.
CCUCCCACGGUUGGUAAAGUUUACCAACCUAAGAAUUCAAAGAUCCCGAUCAACAAUUUCGUUUCGUUCCACCUACCCAACGUUUUACUUUAACCGUACCUGCAGGCAACGAUCAUCAGCAUGCUGAUUGUAUAGAGAGCAGCGAUGGUUGUUUUAAGUUUUUUUUUAAAAAAAUUGCUGGCGUAUUAUUAUGUGGUCCCGAGGUUAAUAGGGUGAACCGGCGAUCAUGCUCAACCUGGUGCGUCCAGCUCAUAAAGACUGAUUCGGAAGUGAAACAGCCUUGUGAUGGUGCCUAUCGGCUGGACAAGUUUUGCUUAACUGACUACCAGUUGUUAAUCAUUUGCCGUGAAACUAGUAAAAAUGGUUUAGGUUACACUUAGAAAUGUGUUUGUUCGAUAACUACCUUCCAUAGACCUUGAUGCAUUCUCAUGUCGCUUAGGACCCUCAUGUUCACGGUAGGCUGCAUUUUCUCAUGUUGAGGGUCUUCUCUGGUGCUAGCAAUUUUUCACUCUUCCCUAGGUUGAGUUUUUUUAACUUCUUUGAGAAGGUUAUCUCUAGGCCGUACGACGAGUUGUUCUUUUUUCCGAACCUGAUUUCACCUAUUUUGUUACCCUUCGUAAAGCAAUCCAAACCGGACGAACUUGGUGACUCUCCGUUCAGAUACCACAGUGAUUGGGGUGAAGGACUUACCGACGUGCGAGAAUCCGUCAUCUGUGUACUUGAUGUAGCUAACGAGAAUGUGUCGUGCAUUGUUUCUCCAUCCCUGUUACCUGGAUUCACACCUACUCAUCCCGUUUGGUGUCCAAAUGACGAAGGUCUGAUCUUCCUUGGAUAUGCUUUGAAGGCUUAUCGUUUAGGAGUCAAGUACUGUCUCCAGCGCGCAUGCCAGCUGUUUUUCCUCGACUUCCGCACCCAGAAAUUUCAUGCGCUCAGCGAGGCAAACAAAGCGGCUGAUUGCCCUCGUUUCAGCCCUGAUGGCAGUCGUCUAGUGUGGUUGGAAAAUUCCGUCGGCGGACCCCAUCAACAAUGUCGCUCACUGAUUGGCCUCGAUUGGCCCUGGAUCGAGGGUAAAUCGAAACCACAAACUCUUGUACCUGUGGUGGAUUCUCCUGAAAGACCUAACGGCUUUCCAGGACUUUACUGUGGUUUGCCAGAACACUGCUGGACUGCAGACAGUCGUUGCUUGGUCGUGUCAUCCAUUUGGGGCUUUGAUCUUGCUCCGCUGUUAAUUGUUCUCCCGGAAACAUUUGAUGGCCGUUUGGCUGAAAUUCGGAAAAUCCCCUUCAUCAAUGAUCUCGGUUGUCUUGAGGAUAAUGGAAAUAAUCCUAUUUCGGUUGACAUCCUGGAUGUUCACUUUGACGUCGUCGCCGCUUGCUUUAGCUCCCCGGUUCAUCCUCCCUGUCUGGCUGUCAUGCACGUUCCAGAAACGGAAGGAGGAAGUGACACUUCGUCUUGGUUGGCUAGGUACAAGUGGCAAAUCAUCCCCUCUGGAGCGCUUACCAAUAAUUCUGGAAGUAUGCCACCUUUUUUCUCCGGAAUAAAUUACUCCAUCAUUCGGUCUUCUCGGACAAGUUGUGAGGCACUGUUAGCACGGCCAAAUGGCAGUGUCAUCAAACUUCAAAAUAAGGAAGCUGACACUUCGCAGUUCGGUGAAGUUCCACUGCGAAACUCACAACCUCGUGGCCUGAUUGUUUUCCCCCAUGGAGGCCCACACAGUGCCUUCACUUCGUCGUGGUCCCCAAUGCUGGUUGGUUUCAUGGCUUCAGGAUUUGCUUGCCUGUUGGUGAACUAUCGUGGAUCCUUGGGAUACGGGCAAGAAAGUUUGCGUUCACUGUUGGGCAACAUUAGUCGGUGUGACGUAGAGGACUGUGUUGAAGCGACUCAUUCGGCCUUGACAUUGCUUGAGAAAGAAUUUGGUUGUCAACUUCCCGCUGUACUUUUCGGUGGAUCACAUGGGGGAUUCCUUGUUCUACAUCUUGCUGCUCGGCAUCCAGCACUUUACCGCGCCGCAGUGGCUCGUAACCCAGUCAGCGAUCUGAUCACUAUGUCGAGCAUCAGCGACAUCCCGGAUUGGACGUAUGCCGAAUCGGGUCUGGAUAACGGUGAGCCAUGGAAUUUGGGCACCAUACCAAGUUUAUCCGAGCUGGAAGUGCUGUCCAAAAUGUCACCUCUGUUUCACUUAAAUUGCUCGUGGUCCGUCCCACUGCUACUUCUGCUGGGUGCAAAAGAUGUCCGAGUUCCUAUGUCUCAGGGUAUCAACUUUUACCACAAACUCAAGGCACUCAGUCCGUCUGUGGCUUGUGAAGCCCAUGUAUAUCCACAAGAUGCUCAUCCUUUGGAGUCACCAGCAGCAGAUAAGGAUGUUUUCCUCCGAACAGUCAAUUGGUUCUACACUCAUCUCCAACUUUCCGUCCGCGGAAUGUCAGGUGUCGAUUAUGCUUUGGAAACGUUUCUUGAAAACGAAGAUGACGAACUGGAGGGAUCAGAUCCUCUGAGUCAGUCAGCGACCACUGGUCUCAUAUUUCUUGUCGAUUGCACACCAACCAUGCUCGGGUUGGGGAACGCUGGUUGCGAACCCUUCGGUCUUAGACUGGCACUGCGCUGUUGUCAAACGGUGCAACAGAACAAAGCAAUCAACUCACCUUGGGACGUGAUUAGUCUUGUAUUUAUGCGUACAAGGGAAUCAUCUUCUGACCUGCGCCAUAUCUACGUCCUGCAGCCCUUGACAACUCCAGAUGCCGAACGUAUCUUACAGCUGGAGUCGUUACAGAAGUUGGAUGAAAAAGAGCUAGAAAGUCGCUUUGGAACAAUUGCCGACAGGAAAGAUGCACAUUUCGGUCUACAUGAUGCUCUCUGGGCCUGUCAAAACAUGUUUUCAAGUUGCUCUAAAACUUUGGCUGAUCGGUGCAUAUUCCUCAUAACGGACGAUCCGGAUCCUUCACAUGGAAUGGCGCAACUAAAGCGUCAAGCUAUCAUCAAGACGAACGAUUUGAAACAAAUGGGAAUCGGGCUGGAAAUACUUCCUGUUAGACGACCCGAGAAAGACGCAUCCGAGUUCGAUUUUGAUUUAUUUUAUCAGGAUUUAUUAUCCAAUGGAGAUUUCGAUUUCUUCCCCGCGGACACUGCGCCUGCACGUACGGAUGCAGCCGAACGAAUAGAACAGUUACUCUCCCGAGUUUGGAUUAGAGAACUCAAGCGACGCCGUUUGACACGGAUUCCUUUUCAUCUUGGUCCUGGUAAAGAAUUCGCCUUAGGCGUGUCUGUAUUUUGCCUUGCGCGUCGUGCCCGACCUCCGGUUUCUGUGUGGCUAUCAUCUGCAGACAACAAACCUGUUACUGUACGCCGUCAUCGUUAUAAGGUCAGCAAAUCGAAUGGAGAAUUCGAUCCUACUGAGGAUCUUUUAUUGCCGCAUGAUUUGAUCCGUGGAGUGAAGGUCGGUUCGCGUCAUUUGUGCUUUGAGCAGGAGGAGAUCAGUGAAAACAUUCGGGAUCUUGCGCCAGUUGGAAUUCACCUUCUGGGCUUCAAACCAAUUCACCGUCUUAGGCCAUAUCACCACAUCCGAGCUCCACAGUUCAUCUAUCCCGAUGAAUCCUACAUUCGCGGCAGUCGUCUUUGGUUCACCACACUGCUUCAGGUUUGUCUCAAUCGACGUCUGUUCGCUAUGGCUUUGUAUGUGCAGAGGAAGAAUAUUCCGCCACGUUUGAUUGCCUUAAUUCCCCAGGAAGAAAACCUGGACGAAGAUGGUGCGCAAGUAUAUCCUCCUGGGUUUCACAUAAUUUUUCUCCCGUAUUGUGAUGACUUUCGAGAUUUGGAACUGCCAGAAUUCGAGUUGGCUUCAGAAGAGCAGGUAGAGGCGGCUAAAGCAGUGGUGAAAAAGCUGAUGGUUCCCUACGACCCCAGACAGAUCAGUAAUCCUAUCCUGCAACGACACUACGCUGUACUGGAGGCUCUGGCUCUCCACAAGGAUCACGUGGACGAUGUACCCGACAGCACAAUGCCUAAUUUUGGAGCGAUCCAACGGCGUGCUGGAAAUGAGAUAGCCAACUUCAAGCGGGUUUGCAACCUGGAAGAAAGUGUUCCGGUUAAACGUCCGAAAGUGGCUGCAGAUUCGAAAAAAAGGCGCGCCUCUCCAUCUAAUAAAGCCAUGUCAACAGAGCCGGAUUUCACUGAGGAGUACUUGAGAGACCUCAACAACCAUGGCGAACUGAAGCGAUUCACGGUUCCCGUAUUGCGUCAGGCGCUGAAAUUUCUCAAUUUGGUCCCACUGGGUACGAAAAAAGCAGAGUUGAUCGCACAGAUAGACAAACAUUUUGCUGAACGCUCCUGAGACUUUUGUUUUCAUUUAUACCACUAUUUCCCAAUCAGCAUACUUUUACUGUGC